AUGUCGCAGAAGCGAAAUCUUCCUUCUUGGAUUAGUUCAAGGGAUCCUGAGACUAGUCCAAGUAAUUCUCAUAGUAAGAAGCCAAAAGAUGAAGUUGAUGAGGAUAGAAAUGUACCUUCCAACAAUCCGGAACACGGGAAAAUGUUAGCUGAGUCAAGUUCAAAUACCUCUGGAUUCUCUAAACUUAUGGAAGGAGUUGCUUUUGUGCUCUCGGGUUUUGUUAACCCUGAGAGAAGUACAUUAAGGUCACAGGCCUUGGCGAUGGGUGCUAAAUAUCAACCUGACUGGAACUCUGACUCUACGUUGUUGAUCUGUGCUUUUCCCAACACUCCAAAGUUUCGUCAAGUUGAAACCAACAAUGGAACAAUUGUCUCAAAGGAGUGGAUAACUGAGUGUUACACGCAGAAGAAGUUGGUGGAUAUUGAGCAAUACCUUAUGCAUGCUGGAAAACCAUGGAGGAAAAACAGUGUUCCCCAAAAUACUAGUCGAGAAAAGAGAGAAUCUGAGAAGCAAGUAGAGAAAAAACCAGUAACAAGGGGAACACCAUCUGCUUCAUCCAAGGAUAGAUCAGUUGCGAAUCUUGUGAAAGAGCCCUUUUCUGUUACCGAGGUGAAGAAAUGGGCGAGGGAUGACUUAACUCAAACCAUCUCAUGGCUAGAGAGUCAGGAGGAGAAACCAGAGCCAGGUGAGAUCAAGCGAAUAGCUGCAGAAGGAGUCUUAACCUGUUUACAAGACGCCAUAGAUUCUCUUGAGCAGAAGCAGGACAUUGCAUCAGUUACGGAGCUGUGGAGCUUUGUCCCUCGCGUAGUGAAGGAACUUAGAAAAAUGGAAACUUCUUCUGAAAAAGAAAACUCCACGGCUUCAAAGAAAGAGCUUUGCAAACAAGCCAAGUCGUGGAAAGAGAUGUACGAGGUUGAGCUAGCAAAACCGGACAAAGAAGACUCAUCGGGAAUAAAAAGCAAAGGGACCUCUCGGGUUGCUACUGGCUACGAAAGUGAUGAGACAGUUGAAAUGACUGAAGAAGAUAUCGAAGUUGCUUACAGGAACGUGUGUUUAGACAGUUGA
Molecule: messenger RNA, 1065 nt
Organism: Arabis nemorensis
Lineage: Eukaryota; Viridiplantae; Streptophyta; Magnoliopsida; Brassicales; Brassicaceae
Source: the annotation of a GenBank genome assembly